Messenger RNA from Filobasidium floriforme, 1533 nucleotides. RefSeq names its product IPP transferase-domain-containing protein. Gene Ontology annotation, cellular component: mitochondrion. Bases 1 to 1533 code for a protein of 510 amino acids. Gene Ontology annotation, molecular function: tRNA dimethylallyltransferase activity. The record is from RefSeq and is a predicted model, not a curated record. Gene Ontology annotation, biological process: tRNA modification. NCBI's taxonomy places the organism in Eukaryota, Fungi, Basidiomycota, Tremellomycetes, Filobasidiales, Filobasidiaceae. The transcript is spliced from 6 exons.
AUGCCGACGAACGCAUCUGAAGCCGGAGCUGCCGGCCUGCCGAUACCCCGUAAUAUCGUUGCGGUGAUCGGGACUACUGGCGUAGGGAAAUCUCAACUGGCAGUCGACCUAGCUCGGUAUCUACGAUCAAAUCCAACGAGUGGAAAUGAAAAUGCCACCGUCUUGUCGUCCGACUCGAUGCAACUUUACCAAGGGUUGCCUCUCAUAACCAACAAAAUUACGGAAGCCGAGAUGGGUGGUGUCGAGCAUUGGGGCAUCGAUGUGGUUCGACCGGGCGAAGGCGGGUCUUGGGAAGUAGGCAAAUGGUGUCAAGAAGCGCUCUCGAAAGUCAAUUCGCUGUCCGAGGACACUUUGCCAAUCGUUUGUGGCGGAACCCACUACUACACCCAGCAUUUCCUUUUCCCACCUUCUGCUCUUUCGAUCGAUCGGCCGGAGGGUUCCAACGCGGGCGGCCGCAGUAAAGUGCUGAAUUCCAAGUGGCUACCUCCCUGCGCACUAGAAGAUAUCGAGAAGGAGGGCCUGAUGCCAUGCGAUUUGAGCGCCGUCGACAGACAACUCUUGAACUCCUUCUACAAUUCCGAUUCAGCCUUCGCCACAAACGGCUGCCCACAGACAUCGUCCUCGUCCGAUGCCUCGGCUGCCAAACCUUCUGCGACGGAUAGUGAGGCACAACAGCUGCUAGACAUCCAUCGAUUAUUGCAGCGAAUCGAUCCGCAGGAAGCGUCCCGAUGGCAUUGGAAAGACGGCCGCAAAGUGCGACGGGGGGUCGAGCGCUGGUGGGAGAAUCGAGCGGACCAAAUAACACACAAGCGAAACGACGGUGUUGAUCCUGCCUCAUAUCGCACCCUGAUUCUAUGGGUUUACGACGCGCCCGACAUUCUCAAUUCCCGCCUAGAUCGACGGGUUGAUUUGAUGGUGCAGAAAGGACUGAUCGAAGAAGUCAUUAGCUUGCGGAAUGAUUCCAGUCGCAUCUACGGAGCUGAAGGCUCCGCGAGUAUGGAAGAAGGGAUCUUUCAAUCUAUCGGAUACAAGGAAUUUGGGGCCAUACCAACCAGUGACUUGACAAGCGAACAUCCCCUUUUCGCUUCGGGUCUCGAACGUAUGAAGCUAUCUACCCGACAGUACGCGAAGAAACAGAUCAAGUGGAUUAAAAAGCAAUUGCUACCCGCGAUAAUCAAAGCACGAUCCAUGGGGGGAGAGGUCUACAUCUACGUCUUGCCAGCUGGCCGUAGCGAGAGAGGCAUCGAGUUGCUACAAAGCUUCCUCAAACGAACAUCAAUGCCGCAGGAAAGCGACACGGGACAUCCGGAUGCCAAAGUUUUGCUGGCUUCACUGUUCGAGUCAGCCGGGGCCUCCCCUGACAAGAUGGUGCCUGGCAUAGCAGAACGGCAGGUCAUCAAUGCUCGACGGGACUGUCCAAUCUGUUCACAGCCGGACGCGCCCGUUUCUAUUGGCGUAUCGGAAUGGAAUGCUCAUGUUGGUUCGAGGAGUCAUCGAAGGCAAGUUCGACUCUGCCCCUACUGCAUCGAAUAA